CCACACGCGCAGUCCGCACUGUCAUGGUUGGUGCUGAACAUGGCAUGCCAUUUAAAAAGGUAAAUAGCAUAGGUGGUGUAUACCAGUACCUGGAGGACACUGUUAUCCCUGUGAUGAAGGUAGCCUCUCAAUAUGGCAGGAGGGAGAUCUCCACAGCCUCAGAAUUCUUUCUGGUUGGACCAUACAGGCUUAGACAGCUUAGGGUUGGAGAUUCUUGUACACCAGAAAUUGUGAAAGGACUUCCUGUUGGCUGUAAGCCGUCAUAUUCUCUCACUGGCGAGGACAGUGGCAACUACAAGAAAUCAUGGAGCAUCCCAUUGUUGGAUGAAGAUUAUGCUAUAAACCCAUGGAUUCACCAGUCUGGCUGGUCCCUGAAGACCCUUCCAUUCGUGGGCUCACAUGCCACAUACUCUGGGGGUGGAUAUGUCCUACCAUUGUCUGGCCAGGAGCAGCGGGAUACAGAUUCACUUGAGGACUUGGAAACCAGAGGAUGGAUUGAUCGAAAUACUCGUGCAGUAUUUCUGGAGUUUACUUUCUAUAACCCGAAUGUGGACAUGUUCACCGUGGGUGUGUACAUGUUUGAGUUUACCAACACUGGUGGAGUGUACCCAAGUCAUCAUGAAAUUUCUACUAGUCUACAUCACUACUCCAGUAGCUAUGGAAAGUUUGUGGCCGUAUGUGAAGUUCUCUUUGCGGCCUUCAAUCUUACUUUCAUCAUUAUUGAAGUGAAGAAGUUCAGAAAACAAGGAAAGUCUGAAUACUUUUCUAGCAUUUGGACGAUUAUAGAAUUAUGUCAGAUUGGAAUGGCUGUAGCUGUUGUGGUUAUGUUUGUUCAAAGAGUACUAGCUGUUGGAAGUGUGAUGGGUGAUUUCAAGUCCUCCAAGGGUGAAACAUUUGUCAGCUUCUAUCCUGCUGUUUUCUGGGAUGCUAUCCUUAUGUACGUGAUGGGUGGGCUUAUGACAACAGUCAUAUUGAUAACUAUCAAGUUGCUGAUAUUUAACCGCAAGAUGUUCCUCUUAUCGUACACUUUGUCGGCAGUCCAUAUGCAUCUGUUAUCUUUUUUACUCAUCUUCGCCAUCAUCACUUUCGCUUUUGCCGCGUUUUCAUAUCUACUGUUCAACUCCGUGUUCAGGGGCUACAAAACCCUUGGUGAUGCGUUGGUAUCCAAUGUAAGUCUGUUAAUGGGCAUAGCAGACUUUGUUGGUCUCUACGAGUACAACCGAAUCAUCGGUGUCGUCUUUCUGUUCAGUUUUGUGUUUACCGUCUAUUUUGGUGUGAUGACAUUUGUCCAAGCUAUUCUCAAUGUGGGCCGCAUAGAAGCAAGGGACAGAAUCAAGGGCAAGAAGAAUCAUCUGGAUCACAUAAACUAUAUCACUUCAAAACUGAAGAUGCUUGUUCAACAGAAAUAAAUUGUUUCAUUCCUAAAAAUCAACAGAAGUAAAAUUUUGUAUUUAAAGUUCAACAGAAUUAAACAGUUUCCUACCGGUAUUGAAAGUUCAACUGAUAUAAACUGUUUCCUAUUUAAAGUUCAAUAUAAAUAAACUUUUUCCUAUUUUAAGUUCAAGAGAUAUAAACUGUUUGCUAUAGAAAGUUCAACAGUUGAAAACGGUUUUCUGUAUAAAAUUCAACAGAAAAAACUGUUUCCUACUUAAAGUUCAACAGAAAUAAACUGUUUGCUAUAGAAAGUUCAACAGUUGAAAACUGUUUCCUGUAUAGAAUUCAACAGAAAAAAACUGUUUCCUAUUUAAAGUUCAACAGAAAUAAACUGUUUCCUAUUUAAAGUUCAACAGAAAUAAACUGUUUUUCUUAUUUAAAGUUCAACAGAAAUAAACUGUUUCCUAUUUAAAAUUCAACAGAUAUAAACUGUUCCUUAUUUAAAAUUCAAAUGAAGUAGACAAUACCUUGCCAAAUAGGAAUUAUCUGUUUCAGUGUAUAAAGAACACAAUGAGUUGAUGUUAAUGUUUAUCUGUUUUUGUUUUAUUUUUUAUUUGGUAUUUUAUUAUGACAUUUGUUAAAUUUGCUGUGUGUUUCACAGUUACAUCAUUGAUUUAGACAAGUCUAGAGAAGGGAUAUGAUGAGACUGUGAACAUUACAGAUCAUGUGUUUAUUGUUGGACACAUAUUUAAAAUAAUUAUCCACCUUUAACUUUAUUAGCACAUGGAAAUGUCAAUGUAUUAUCAUAGCCUUUGUUAUGUCUGCAUGCAAAUUUUCUUUAAAACAAUAAUAAAUACAUUUUACAAAAUACGUAUAUGUAGAAAAAAUAAAUAAACAAUCAAUGAGAAGGUGUUCAUGUUCUUAUAAACAUUUAGUAAGAAUUUACUAUUCUUUAACAAAGAUACAUAAUUUCCUAAGUUCUGUUCUGUUAGUUGAAUUUAAUAACUGGACAUACUUAAUCACGGACGGUUUUAUAAGUUAGUAUUCUUUAUAUGGUUCCUUCUAAGAGCAUCACUUUUAGAACAGAUACAUUGUACAUGUAAGAUUAACAGGUAAUGCUGACUUAAAUGAUUGUUGGAUUUUGCUCCUUUUCGAAUGAACAAAGAACAGAUGGCCAUUAAUUGGCAUUUAUGCAUGUUUUACAACAAUCUCUGUAACUGUAAACAAAAUAAGUUUUAGAUGUUAUCAGAAAAAAAAGUUAUUUUUAUUGUCAUAUAGAAGAUACAUGUAUUAUGUUAUUGAUAAGUUUAAAGGGGCUAGGCAUCAAAUAUGGUCCAAAAAUCGGCUUAUACAUUAUUUCCUCAAAACAAACAUAAAAUUGUCAAUGCAAGCUACUACGAGGCUGAUAUACGACAUCACUCUACAUUGUGGUUAAAAUUUUGAAAAAAAAAUGCAAUAUUUAUGUUGCUGUCUCAUCGGUGUUUCCCCGUUUAAAAUAGCGCAAAUAAAUGGUUCCCCAGUCAAAACACAUCUGGUAAUGAGUGCAGAUAAAUAUACCGAUGCUAUUUUUAAACUUGGUGGAAUUUACGUGGUAGACAACCCUGUAGUUAUAUAGGAAAUUUCGAAUUGGUAAAAAAACUUCAAAAGAUGCAUGUGUCAUUAGCAAUGUAGUACAUCAGAUAGCCGACAAUUCAAUUCAAUUCAAUAUACACAACGAUGUCAGUUUUAUUUACGUUUUUGACAAUUUUCUUUAUUUCUUGCAAUUGUAUUAUCAGACGAUGUCCAACCCCUUUAAUGUGCAAUUGAAUAUAUAUUUAUCCAAUAAAUGUUUUUAAACCUCGAUCCUGUACAUGUUUGUACAGACAUUUUCUUAAUGAAUGUUUUCCUAGUUUAAUCUUGAAUAAUGUUCAUGAAAGUUUGUUAG
Molecule: messenger RNA, 3298 nt
Organism: Mya arenaria
Lineage: Eukaryota; Metazoa; Mollusca; Bivalvia; Myida; Myidae
Product: polycystic kidney disease 2-like 1 protein
Exons: 5
Coding region: 24-1409 (461 amino acids)
Biological process (GO): detection of mechanical stimulus
Cellular component (GO): membrane
Molecular function (GO): calcium ion binding; calcium channel activity
Source: RefSeq, a predicted model, not a curated record